This is a messenger RNA of Epithele typhae, 2193 nucleotides long. RefSeq lists its product as uncharacterized. The record is from RefSeq and is a predicted model, not a curated record. Bases 1 to 2193 code for a protein of 730 amino acids. The transcript has a single exon. NCBI's taxonomy places the organism in Eukaryota, Fungi, Basidiomycota, Agaricomycetes, Polyporales, Epitheliaceae.
AUGGCCCAUCGCUGUCUGCGCCGAUUCAGACUCGCGAAGCCACCCAGCCUCCCGCAUGUUCGCGCCUUCCACCCCACUCUCACCUCCUUCGUGGUAGCGGACCCCUCAUCGUCAUUCCCUUCGACUUCUUCAUCCUCCUCACCCGUGACAUCUUCGUCCUCCACCCCCCUUCCUUCUCAGGAUGCCCCUCCUUCACGACCCGACACUCUUCCGGCACGUAAACUCGAGGAGCUCCGAGCCGUCUUGUCUCUCAAGUCACCCGACCCAAACCGCGUCUGGCUUCUCUACCAGCAAGUCCUCCAUCUCCAUCCUGGCGAUACGGUCCCACUAGAGAUCCACCAACGCGUGCUUCGAAAAUGCGUCCCGCCUCCUCUCAAUGUACGAACCAUUUCGGCGCGACAUCGAGUACAGAGAACAAGAUGGGAGGCUCCUGCAGUGUACGAAUCGCGCUAUCGGCAAGUCCUCCGUAAUAUACGCUCCACUGGACAAACGCCCUCGCUUCGAGAAUACCACUGCAUACUACAGUACUUUGCGGCUCGCGGGGACUUUAACAACGCGCUCCUGCUUCUCAAGGAGAUCAACCGCCAAGGACUGGCGAAACAACCCCGAACGUAUUCCUAUGUCUUCAUGUCCAUCGCCCAUCGCCUCACUUUCCCCAUGGACGAGGAGAAACGUCGGCGUGUGGUGCUCAAGCUUGCUCAGAGGUGCAACAUACUUAUGGAGGAGAUGUCCAGGGCGAACAUGCCCUUGGAUCAGGUGAACGUUGAUCUCGUAACACGUAUUCUGAAGGAGAGUAUGGACAUGGAAGCUUUCACAACCCUCAUGAGGAACGCGUACGGCAUCGACAUGGACUUUCCGGAUCGAUUGCCCUUGCGAUAUUGGGAGAAUCGAAGCUCUGCGAGUACGGAUGACGCUGCCGAUUCACAGUCCAAACACGUCCCGGCUCGGUUCAACAUCCAUGCCUUCCACACUGCUCUGGAAUUCCUUGGGAGCCAACGGGAGGUUUCGAAGCUCGUCCAGCUUUUCGAGGUGGUCACCAAUCCUCUUCCUGCGAGUGCCAUCCACCGGAACCCGAACGAGGAGGAAGAUGACGACUUCGGCGAGUCGGAUCCCCAAGUGGCGCCUUUCAAGCCUCCGCAAGUACAACCUACCACCAAAACGUACGCCAUCAUGAUCAAGUGGCUCGCGAACGCCGGCCACCUCGUACUGGUCCGACACUACGUCACCGCAGCGAUAGACUGGUGGCAAGACCAAACUCGCACAAUGAAAGCUUGGACGCUCCACCUCCCCGCGAACGAGAUUCCUGCACUUCGUAUGUCUCUGAACCAUUCCCACUUCACCCCCGCCGUCGCCGUCGCCGUUCAAGAACGGAAGGUCCUCCUCACCCGCUGGUUGCACGUCCGCAUCGCCCGCGCCGCGCGCCGGCACAAGUACGACAUCGAGUACUACACCGAGCUCCGCGAACGGUGGCAGAAGCUGGGGUUCUACACUCCCUCCCUCUCCCCUCGGUCCGACAUGGCCGACGAGACGACCGAAGACCACGUCCAGAUCUCCCGCUCCAGGCCGCUGCUCACCUACGUCGACCCCGCCCUCCCGCAGCCGGAGCACGACGAGAAGCGCGCGCGCCUGCCCAAGCCCCCGGUCGGCGUCCCCCGCCUCGACAUCGACACCCACCUCCGGGUGCUCCGGCACGAGUUCCGCCAGCUCUCCGACCUGGAGAAGGAGACGGAGAAGAAGCUCGCGGGCGCGACGACGCGCAAGGCCCAGUGGGUCGGCCGCCAGGUCUGGGCGGAGAAGCCGAUCUUCGUCCCCGGGGAGCCCGCGCUCGUGAAGGUGUCGCCCGAGGAGUACACCGCGCAGCUGAGGGGGAGCUUCAAGACGACGUGGCAGACGAUCCGGAAGCACCUCAAGCGGCGGCGCGGGAGCACGCGCGCGAUGGAGUGGCGGCGGUGGCAGCGCCGGCCGCCGCUCUUCCGCGGGGCGAUGGUGCAGAAGGAGCUCGACGCGGAGGCGCUGGAGAUCAGGCCCCCGCUGGUGAAGCUGGCGCUGCUGGCGAGGAGGCGGAGGUGGAGGCAGCUGUUCGUGACGAAGCGCAGGAUUCGCAUCAUAUCCGAGAAGCUGGCCCGCGAACGGGGUCUCGAGACAAUACCGGAGCUGAUGGAGGAGGGUACGAAAGCGCGUCGGCGUUCGUGA